CACCGCCUUAAGGGCUGGCUCGCUCGUGCGGCAGGAGGAUUAAAGGCAAUAACAUGCAAAUCGAGCUCCGAGGUUCUUGAGCGGCGUCGCAAGAGCGCGAGCGGGGAACGUUUCUCUUCGCGUCCCGCUGGCCAAGUUCUGGAUCGCGCGCCUCCUUUCCUCGACGCCCGGGGCAUGUUUGCGCUGCCUCGGGGGAGCUAAGAGGCGCCGAGCUUGUAGCCCAAGGCCGCCUUUCGGCGCUUCGCUUCGCUGCCAUGUCUCCCGUCAGCGAGGAGGUGGAAGGGGGCACCCUUCCCUCCGCUCCGGAAGAAAGUGAGUCGGCGGGCGAGGACGAACCGAAAAGGGAGAACGGAGUAUGGUGCCCGCGGGAAGCCUCGCUCGCCUCCGGGGUCGCAGAACUCGACCUGGUGGCUGGGCUCGGGGCCACGCAGAGUCCACCCGAGAAGGCGGCGGAGCAGGGUGAGCCGCCGCCAGUGCACCCGGAGACGGCCGAGCCCCCUGAGGGAGGCUGGGGCUGGGUGGUCAUGCUGGCCUCCAUGUGGUGCAACGGGACUGUCUUCGGGAUCCAGAACUCCUGCGGAAUCCUCUUCAAGUCCUUGCUGUCGGAAUUCGGAGACCCCCAAGACGAGCAACUGAUGUUCAGGACAGUACAGCGGAAAGGCGACGAGAGGAAAGAACCGCUUUCCUCCAACUCGGGGAUGGAACUUCUUGCAGCCUCACAACUGCAACGCAUCCCAA
Messenger RNA from Pseudonaja textilis, 738 nucleotides. The record is from RefSeq and is a predicted model, not a curated record. Lineage: Eukaryota; Metazoa; Chordata; Lepidosauria; Squamata; Elapidae.